Molecule: messenger RNA, 2850 nt
Organism: Ornithodoros turicata
Lineage: Eukaryota; Metazoa; Arthropoda; Arachnida; Ixodida; Argasidae
Product: hemicentin-2-like
Exons: 10
Coding region: 308-2578 (756 amino acids)
Molecular function (GO): protein binding
Source: RefSeq, a predicted model, not a curated record
UGUCGGGGUUGUCCGACGAAACUCGCCGCUGUUCGGUCAUUCGGCGUCUUCAACGCGGGGAGCGCAGACGCAUCGCCAACGUUGACAGUGGAUUACGGCACGCAUGCCGGACUCCCGUCCUGCUUCUAGCGGUGCUCUACGCUUACCCGUCUUCUUUCCCUAGUGUUAUCCACGCGUAACAGUAGCGAGAAUUGAAUGUUAGGUGGCUUACACGUCGUGUGCCCGGAUAAAUGUUCCCAGUUUUUGUUGCUGCGUGAAGUGCACAAAACCUUCCAGGUUCAAGCUGAGGAAACUGAGUGCCGCAGCAAUGAAGGGAUGUUGGACAGUGAGAAUGGUGUUUGGUGUUGUGCUGCACUAUGUCUGCUUCGGAAUGCCCGGUCGAGCAGACACGGACGUCGAGUCACUUGUUGGAGGCACCGCACGUCUGCCGUGUCCCAUCCGGACCAUUUCUAACCCCGAAAGGGAGUCGUCCAACAUUCCUAUCCUGAUGGAGUGGUAUCACAGAGAUCGUAUCAUCUACACGGUGGAAAGCGAAAAUGUGCCCCUUGUCCAAGCGAGGCACACCGUCCCUAACGGAGCGGAUGAAGGACGCCUACAUUUUGCAGUCGGACGGACUCCUUACCGACUUUCCCUUCAAAGGGUUUCGCUGGAAGACGAGGGUCCUUACUUCUGCGUCGUCACCUUCGACACAGGUGCCAGAAUGAACACGUCGGUUCAUCUGAUAGUUGUCGUUCCCCCGGAAAAGCCACGAAUUAGAUGCGUCCCACUCACUGAAUCCCCAUGUGAUGUGUCUGGCGUUAUAGGACCUUUCAAGGAGGGAACGCGGCUUGAACUUCUGUGCGAAGUUCGCGGUGGUCAUCCCGUGCCUUCACUUGCGUGGCUACUGGGAUCAUCUCCAAUACCACAUGUUGUCUCCAAGUACGGUCCUGGUCGUGCACUGGCCUGGGCCACGAUACCGCGGCUAGAGCGUCACCAUUUCAUGAGUGUUCUCACGUGUCGUGCUAGCAACGGCGCCAUCACAGAGCCGCAGGAGACCUCUGUAUCGUUGGACAUCUACCUGACUCCUCAGAAUGUGACUAUCCGUGGUGCACAGGGCCCUCUGUCUGCGCACUACCCCGUUGAGGUGGAGUGCGAAGUACUUGGUUCGCUACCUGCCGCUGUCGUGUCCUGGUACCUUGGAAGUGAUGCGUUGCCUGGUAGUCGGGGCGAUAACUACCUCACCUCCAAUAACGUGACGGUCAGUCUGGUGAAGUUCACCCCGAAGCCUGAGCACAAUGGACAACCCCUGCGGUGCAUUGCGUACAACCCACACAUGCCGGGCAUCAAGGUGCAAGAUUCCUGGAAGUUAGACAUAUAUUAUAAGCCGCGCGCACAGCUGACCCUGGGAAGCCACCCCCGGCAGUGGAACAUCAUUGCUGGACAUGACGUUUACUUCGAAUGUCACGUGGACGCCAAUCCUCCAAUCGGGGACGUCGUCUGGCGUCUGAAUGGCCGGGAUUUGCAGCCGGGCGUUCAUGUGAUCAUGAGCAACCAGUCACUUGCUCUUCAAGGCGUGCAGCGGAAAAGUUCCGGUGCUUACACGUGUGUCGCUGCUAAUCGAAUAGGAGAGAACGAAAGCGAAGCAGUACUGCUUAGAGUGAAACAUUCUCCUGUCUGUAAUCGGUCACGUACGACCGUUUACGCUGCUUCCCGUCAUGAAGAGGUGCACGUGAUAUGUGACGUCACGGCCGAACCCCCUGAUGUCUCCUUCAGGUGGUCGUUUAACAACUCGGUGACAAAGCACGACGUGUCUUCGUUUACUGUGACGGGGGCUCGUAGUGUCCUGUACUACACGCCGAGGCAGAAGGCAGACUACGGGACCUUUCAGUGCCUUGCAAAUAAUUCCAUUGGAGAAAUGAAGAGACCCUGCUUCUUCCAGAUUGUGCAGAGAGGCACCACAAGCUCCAUCUUCAACUGCUCUGCUACAAACAUUACGGACGCCGGCUUGCACGUCGAAUGCCACAAGAAUCCACUGCACAGCGACGGCUACGAAGAUGGUGGCGAAGAAGACGUUGCCGCUGAAGCCUCCACAUUUCGCCAGCAGCGAAUUUUCCUUCUUGAAGUUCGAGAUAGUUACACGGAACGCAUCGUGUUCAACGCCACGUCCGACUCACCCUGGUUCGCCGUAACCAAUCUUCUCGCAGGAACUCAGUACAUUCUUACAGUCUACACAAUUAGCGAGCGAGGUAGAAGCCCACCAGUAACGAUAACUAUGUCCACGCUCUCGACAUCCGAAGAAAAGCUACGGCAGGCUGGCCAAUACAAACGACGGUGUUGUUCGCUCUUGAGCCUCAUAAUCGCAGCGGCCUGUCUCCUUCUCGUCAUAUUCGUCGCAGUGCUACUCUUCUUCAAGUACAGGACAAGGUUAAAGAAGGCCAAAGGUGUGGUGAAGACACGUUCGGGGCAAAAGAAUUCGGGCCUUCAAGAAGACAGCGCAGCUGACGACCGUGUUGAGAUCAAGUGCACGAACGUCGCAGUGCGAAAGUGUGGUGCCAAAACAGACAAUCAGUCUUUCAGCUCUGAACUGACGUACGUGUGAAGAGCCUGGCCGUAAAUGCCAACAUCAUGAACUGCUGAAUUUCUGCAGUCGUGCGGAAUCUACCUGAGCACCGUGGACCAAAUAGAACGACGCGUGUGUGUGCUUGUGAUUUUCUGAACCCUAUAUGUGAGUGCUUUGGGUGUCCCUUCCAAUGACAUUGCAACAAAAUUGUGACAAUUGUCGCUGUACCAUAAGAUUUUGACGACUGUCUGAAGCUUUCUACUGUAUAGAAAGUUUUGUUGAUCGUGCAAAGGUAAACUGGCGUUAUAAUA